AACUUUAUUAUUCAUGGCUUCUCACUUUACGGCAGCCACACCUACUUAUAUUGCACCCCAUUGCUCUUCAUCUGCUAAACUAGUGAGCUCUCACUCUAUUUUUGGCUUUGCUGCUAAUGCAAUGGAUUCAAGAGCUUACAUUUUUAGACUCAGCAUAGCAAUGCUUUGCAUCUCAAUGCUGGCUUCCAUUCUUUUCCCUGUGUGUGAUGCAAUAAAUCAUGGAAGAUCCCUGAAGAACCUAAAAAUAAAAUCACUAAAUCGUUUGAACAAGUACUCAGCAUUUGAGUACUCAGACUUUGAUUCAUAUGGCUCUCCUUCUUCUCUACCCCUACCACCUUUCAAUUCACUGGCACCACAACCAACACCUUCAACUUCUAACCCUUCUCCAUACUCUCCAUUGAUACCUCCAAGCAUGGGGGGAAACCCCUCUCUGCCAGCAUAUUCCCCAGUUCCAAAUCCACCACCCCAUGGGGCAUUUGGGCCACCAAGCCCAAGAAGCAUUGCUAGUCCACCACCACCACCUCCUUAUGGUUCAAGCCCACCAAAGCAUGCUCCAAGCCCACCUAAGAGUGUGCCAAGUGCAAGCCCACCACCACAAGCAUACUUGCCACCCAUUGUGUUCCCACCACCCCCUUCCCCUGCUGCUCACCGUAAAAAGCCACCACAAUAUGCACUUUGGUGUGUGGCAAAGCCCACUGUUCCUGAUCCAAUAAUUCAAGAGGCCAUGGACUAUGCCUGUGGGUCUGGUGCAGAUUGUAAAUCCAUUCAGCCCAAUGGGUUAUGUUUCCAGCCCAACACUUUGUUGGCCCAUGCUUCUUAUGCCUUCAAUAGCUACUGGCAGAACACUAAGAUUGGCGGUGGCACCUGUGAUUUUGGUGGGAUUGCCAUGCUUGUCACCGUUGAUCCCAGUAAGUAG
Abrus precatorius (Indian licorice) is the source of this 916-nucleotide messenger RNA. RefSeq names its product basic proline-rich protein-like. The transcript is spliced from 3 exons. NCBI's taxonomy places the organism in Eukaryota, Viridiplantae, Streptophyta, Magnoliopsida, Fabales, Fabaceae. The coding region runs from base 14 to 916 and encodes 300 amino acids. The record is from RefSeq and is a predicted model, not a curated record.